UGUAUUGAGAACAAGACUAAAUGAAUGCGGUGACAUUUCUUAGUUUUUCACAGUUACGACUGAAAAAUGCCUCGUACAAAGAAUCAAGUCCUUGUCGUUGCCUUCCUCUGCGCCAUUGCUUGCAGCUAUGUGCAAUGUGGUUAUGUUUCUGUGGGGUGCUAUAAGGAUACAGCAAGUCGUGCAAUUCCAAUAUUGGAAGGACUUUCCUCCAUCCUGGACGGAUCGUACACGCACCGGGUGAACCCCAUUGCGAAGUGCGCCGUGGCUGCAUUAAGCUGGGGCUUCAACAUGUUUGCAGUUCAGCAUGGUGGCCAGUGUCUCGCUAGUGCUACUGCACCGCUGACCUUCUACAAGUACGGAAAAUCUACAGCUUGUUGGAGUGGCGGCGAAGGAGGACCUUGGGCCAAUGAAGUUUAUGUGAUCAAAGGUUGUUUCCAUUGGAUGCUAUAAGGACACAGCAAGUCGUGCAAUUCCAAUGUUGGAAGGAAAAGAUUCUAUCUUGGAUGGACCUUCUUCUUCUCGUACGAACCCCAUUGCCAAGUGCGCCGUGGCUGCAAUGAAACGGGGCUACCACAUGUUUGCAGUUCAGUUAGGUGGUCAGUGUUUCUCUAGCGCUACUGCUCCGCUGACCUUCAACAAGUACGGAAAAUCUACUUCUUGUUGGCCUGGCGGCAAAGGAGGAUUUUGGGCAAAUGACGUUUAUUUUAUUGCCUGAAAAUGAUUAAUUAGUAUUUCAAUACCAGAGUUGACGAAGCAAUAAAGAUUUUCCUUAGAGCA
Orbicella faveolata is the source of this 777-nucleotide messenger RNA. RefSeq lists its product as uncharacterized. The record is from RefSeq and is a predicted model, not a curated record. NCBI's taxonomy places the organism in Eukaryota, Metazoa, Cnidaria, Anthozoa, Scleractinia, Merulinidae.